AUGGUGAAAGUUUGGCUUGCUGAGUCGGGGGUUGAUUGCACACCGCGUUCAUUUAAUAUGGAGAAGUAUGUGAAGGAAAUACUGGAUGACUUUGUGAGUGAUCCAGAAAGACGUUCAAGAUCUUGUUUAGUAUUUCUUGGAGAAGUGUUGGCGGAAGACGUCAGACUAAACGAUGUAAAAAAUAUGAAAGACAAGUACACAUUACACGUUAUGAUCCGUUCUACCUCAGAUCCUAUGCCGAAGUUACAGCUGGAUAGCAAGAAAUUACAGGAAUGUAGGGAGAAAUUUCAAUUCCUACGGGCUUCUAAACGCAGUCGCGAAAAGAUAGUAGAUGAAAUGAGUAGAGACGACUUCAUGGAAGGUCUACUGAAAGAAUUUCCACUUCUGAAGAAGGAUCGAAUGGCACGAAUAGUGGCGAAGGAUUUCAUUCUCUCGGGCGCCAUGAUUAUGGGAAAGCAAAACACAGAGGAAGCCUUUCUUCAGGACCAUCCAAUAUUAAUAGAUGUGAUACAUUAUUGGUUACGUGGCAUUAAUGUACCACCUAGGAUGUCCCAUUCCGGUUCGAGCGCUUCUAUAUCAGACAAUCCGACACCAUCCUCUGGACAAGGUGGUUAUGCACCCAUCGUAACUCCACAAAUGUUACAAGAGGCGGUUGCGCAAGCAAUGAGAAAUGUGGGAGGAGGUAGAAUCAAUCAGGGAUUGUCAUCGUCCUCGACAUCAUCGUCUCGAAACUCGCAUCAUUUUCCUGGUACGCUUUCAGCAUCUGGCUCUACACAGUAUGCUUCACAGUUGACUCAGUUAGCUGAUUUUGGCUUCAUAAACACCGAGGAAAAUAGGCGGAUUCUUGAAGAAACUGGUGGUAAUGUUGAACAAGCGCUAGAAUUGUUGAUUGCUUUGCGAGAAUCAGUUAUGGAUUUGGGGGAUACAUCAGAUAGUUAA
Cercopithifilaria johnstoni is the source of this 939-nucleotide messenger RNA. Lineage: Eukaryota; Metazoa; Nematoda; Chromadorea; Rhabditida; Onchocercidae. The record is from the annotation of a GenBank genome assembly.